UUUUCGGGUUCCAGGAAGUCUGAAUGUUCUGACUUCCCAGAUCUCGUCCUGACGACGCUUGUCACGGUGCCAAGUGAUUUGUCACGUGUCCCAACUGCUGCUAGGCCUGGCUGUGAGAAUUCUCCCUCGACUCCAUCGGCUGAGCGGGCCGGAACGACCACCAUCGCCGCGUUGUUAAACGUUCGCACGCCACGCGGGGCAGUUUCAUUCGCUUGGCCGUGUCAGGUGGUGGAGGGUUUGGCGAGAGAGAGACGAGCAAACUUCACAUAUGCAGGUGUCAGGGUCCGGAUCGAACCCACGACCUCCUGCACACUCCACCCUUCUCACCCUACCACUCAGGAAACCUCCGCUGCUCGUGGUGGUGGUGGUGGCUGCGUUUCUAACCACCGCCGUGCGUGUCUCUCCACAGGCUUCGCUGCCGUCAUCGCGAUGUACCUCGCCGUCGGCUACGGAGCGUCGCUGCUGUGCAACCUCGUGGGCUUCUGCUACCCCGCCUACCGCUCGAUCGCGGCGAUCGAGAGCUCCAGCAAGGAGGACGACACCAAGUGGCUCACCUACUGGGUGGUCUACGGACUCUUCUGCGUCGGGGAGUUCUUCUCCGACCUCGUCCUCUACUGGUUCCCCUUCUACUACUUCUUCAAGUGUGCCUUCCUCGUGUGGUGCAUGGCGCCCGUGUCGUGGAACGGCUCCACCGUCAUCUACCAGCGCAUCAUCCUGCCCUGGUUCCAUGCCCACGCGGCACAGGUCGACCGCGUGAUGGAAGACCUGGGCGGGCGGGCGCGCGAGGCGGCCGACGCUGCCACGUCACGAGCCGUUGGCCUCGCGACAGCGGCCUUGGGCUCCAAGGACAAGAAAAGUUCGUGACUGCGACAGCGCUCGGCGCCGCCGCCGCCACGGAGCUGACCGACGCUGCGGGCGAAUCGACCUCUCUUCCGCGGCCGCUGAAUCCGGCUCGUGGUGGGGGGCGGUGGGGGGUGGUGGGGGUGUGUGUGGGGGGUGGGGAGCCGGGGAGUCCAUGCGGGGGUCGGGGGUCAGGGGUUAAUUAUUUUUUUGCCACUCCAUGCCACGUCGUCGGGUCGUGCCGCCCGGCCGCGUGGGGGCGGCACGGCUCGGUUUGCGGCCAGCGCGAAUCGGCGAGUUUCGGCGUUCACCGACCGGCGGUUUUGGCUUUUGAGAGGGAGCAAGGGGUGAAGUGGCGAGUUGGGAAGUUUUUCCCCGCCCGGUGUUUCAGGUCUGCCACGGGUCCACGCUGCAUUUCUUUACAUCUCUCUUUCUCUUGCCCUCCAUGUCUCUCCGUAUCCAUCUCUCUCUCUCUCUCGAGAUGGAUAGGGAGAGAGCAACAGAGGUGGGGGGGUGUUUGUUGCGUUGUUUUUCAAGUUUGCCAGCAUUUUCGCCCCCCCCCACCUUCUCCGCGUAACGAAAUCCAGUCUCUCCCAAGGGCUGCGACGUCCUUCCGUCUGUUCGCGUUCAUCAACGAAUUCCCUCCGUCCCUGGCGAUGCAUUCUCACCGCGAAGUCCGUGUCGCUUCGUUUCUGGAACGACGGCUUCAUUAUCGCGGUCUUCUCCGUUCAAAUACAGGUUGAGGUGCACCAUGCUGCACGCACAGUAUGCAGUGUGCAGCAUGUGCAGUGUGCAGCAUGCUGCACGCACACGAUGCAGCAUGCUGCAUGCGCAGUAUGCAGCGGCGAGCCGAAUCGAGAAGCGUAACCGCAUGUGUGCCCGCGCUGGUACGCGUGUGCGUGUGUGUGUGUGCGUGCGUGCGUGCAUGUGUGUGUGUGUGUGCGUGUGUGCACGUGCGCAUGUGCGUGUGUGUGCGUGUGUGUGUGCAUGUGUGCGCAUGUGUGUGUGUACGCGUGUUUGUGAACGGUUGCGCAGUGUUUUGCACGCUGCACCGUGAACCUGGCGAGCCGAGUUCCAUGCCAACACGAGUGUUCGGUUAUCGGAACUUGUCCCGGCCCUCCUCCAGGUCGGAUCGGCCUUAAAUGAGUGGCAGCUCUGUGGUGUGUAGACAUCGGCACUUGGGGGAGAGCAAAGGUGGCCGAGCACAGGCACCGGCCACACCACUCCUCUUUCGCGCACCCUGCCGGCCUGUAUAGGCGCUCACUCGCAGCACUUGCCCUUACAGUCUGUUGAGGCUACACGGGGGAUCUUCGUCUUUGUUCCUCAUGGCGUAGAGAGAUCCGAUUCGGCAUCAGGUGUGUGCGGUGCGUCACCACGUAGUGCGUAAUGGAACGGCGAAGAUUUGUAAAACGUGGGAGAAGGCGGAUCGCGAGGCGUUCGAUUGUGUUAAACUCUGGCUGCAAAUGUUCUUGCCCGGCCAGGAAAACCAUCUCCAUGGCCAGCUCUGAAUGCGCUACUGUGGCCAUGGGGUGAUUGCCGUGUGUCGGAGUGGUUCAACUGCCCUACCGUUUAAUCUCUUUGAAUAUAAACAGAGGCGCGGUUGUGGAAGUUAUCCUGCGUUUCUCACCCCCGCCCCCCCCUCCUCCCAUUCACGAACGAAGGAUUGUGGCGCUCUCCGUUCCCAACACUUUGCCAGGCACCUGCGGAUGACCGUCGCUUGCCUGGGGCGUAAUUUAAAAGUCGACGGGGAUUAGUUUAUAAUUUAUCGUUGAAUAAAAGUUGAUCCAAUAAAAACAAAA
Lethenteron reissneri (Far Eastern brook lamprey) is the source of this 2639-nucleotide messenger RNA. RefSeq names its product receptor expression-enhancing protein 5-like. The record is from RefSeq and is a predicted model, not a curated record. Lineage: Eukaryota; Metazoa; Chordata; Hyperoartia; Petromyzontiformes; Petromyzontidae.